AUAUAAAUAUUAGUGAUUUAUAAAUAAAAGCAGAAGAUAAUAAUGUUAAAACUGAUAUGUGUGCUGUGUAUAGUGACCACUUGUGUGUUGACAGAAGAAUUUUCGGAAGAAGAAAUCUUAUUGGCGAUAAGGAAGCUACUAUACGACUUCUCAACGCAACUCUUAGACCGAGUAUAUUUUGAAAAUGCUGGACAUUUCGUCUAUUCACCCAUGUCUACAUGGCUACAGCUCAUUUCCCUACCUGAAAUCAAGAUGAAAAUUCCUGAAGACAUUUGGCAAGUCACUGGGUUAAUUGCGGAGAAUAAUAAAACAUGUUACAGAAGUAUAUUAAGAGAGAUUAUAAACAGUUGUGAUGAUAAUUUCCCUCUUGAUUCUGAUAGAAGUAUUGUAAGAUUCGUAGAUAAAUCUUACAGAGUGAAUAAAAAGUUUAAAAGCGAAGUGGAAGCAUUGAUUGAAAGUAAAGCAAUAACUGUAACUACUGAUAAUCCUGAAGACUUCACCACAGCAUUGAAUGAGGAAACAUUACAAGAAAAUGUCGAGGUGAUGCACUCAUUUACAGAUUUUUCUGACAGCUAUCUGCAUAUGACCGACGCAGCUUAUCUUAAAGGGACUUGGAGGUAUCUAUUUAAUAAUAAGGAAACAAAGCUAACAGAUUUUUUCUCCUACACUGGAAUGGCUAUAGGAAAAGUGAAUAUGAUGAACCAAAUAGGAUACUUUAACUAUGCUGAAAUGCCGUUAAUAAACGCAAACGUUCUGGAGCUAUCUAGUAUAGACGAGAGGAUGUCUUUGCUUAUAUAUCUGCCUAUAAACGAUGAGAUAGUUGAUUUGUUUUAUUUGAUGCAAAAAACGACAAUGUCUCGAAUUUUAUAUGAACUGAAAAAUAGUGAAAAUGUGGUCAACGUAUCUUUGCCAAAGUUUGAAAUGCUAACUGAAAUGUCGAAUAUUCGAGAACUUCUUUACGAUAUGGGGAUCACGAACAUUUUUGACACCAAGGCUCAAUUUCGGGGAAUAAGUGAGUCAUUAGACGUCUCGCUCCUGAUGCAGUUGGUGGCCAUAGAAGUGACAGAGAAAGAUGUAUCGGCUAGUUCGGGACCGGAGACUGUUAAAACAUUUUCGACAGAUGUUAAUCAAUGUUCGAAACGGUCUUUAAAGGAUGAUAUUCCUAAAACUAGCACGACUAAAGAUGACACUCCUAAAAAUGAUACUUAUAUACGUCUAGUUACUUCUACAGACGCCAGUUUUACAGAUACCACUUCUAUAGAUGCCACUUCUAAAGAUGUCACUUCUACAGAUGACAUUUCAAUAGAUGCCACUUCUACAAACGCCAGUUUUACAGAUGCCACUUCUAUAGAUGCCACUUCUACAGAUGUCACUUCUACAGUUGUCAAUACUCUAGAGGAUAAUUUUGCAGACGCCACUUCUACUGUUGCCACUUCUACUGUUGCCCCUUCUACAGACGCCACUUCUACUGUUGCCCCUUCUACAGAUGCUACUUCUACAGAUGCCACUUCUACUGUUGCCACUUCUACUGUUGCCCCUUCUACAGACGCCACUUCUAGAGACGCCACUUCUACAGAUGCCACUUCUACUGUUGCCACUUCUACUGUUGCCCCUUCUACAGACGCCACUUCUAGAGACGCCACUUCUACAGAUGUCACUUCUACUGUUGCCACUUCUACUGUUACCACUUCUACAGACGCGACUUCUACAGAUGCCACUUCUACAGAUGCCACUUCUACAGAUGCCAUUUCUACUGUUGCCACUUCUACAGAUGCCAUUUCUACUGUUGCCACUUCUACAGACGCGACUUCUACAGAUGUCACUUACACAGAAGCCACUGAGAGAGACGACACUUUUACAGUCACUUCUAUAGAGGAUAUUUCUACUGAUGCCACUUCUACGGACGAAGAUUAUAUAAAUGACGCUUCUAAAAAAUAUAUCGCCGAAGAGUACGCUCCCAUACAGUUUACCGCUAACAGACCCUUUGGAUUUACUAUUGUGGAAAAAAAGACUAAAAUAAUUUUAUUUGCUGGAGUGUAUUCUGAACCUUCUGUGAUAAAAUUCAUAACAUGUGUACUGUGUGUAGUGACCAGUGUGUUAACAGAAGAAUGCUCAGAAGAAGCGACAUUACUAGCCGUAAGGAAGCCACUAUACGACUUCUCAGUACGGUUCCUGGACAGAGUAUAUUUUGAAAAUGCCGGACAUUUUGUCUAUUCACCCAUGUCUACUUGGCUACAGCUCAUUUCCUUAGCUGAAGGGGCCAGGUUGAAAAGUCUUAAAGAAAUUUGGAAAGUCACUGGAUUGACUGGAUAUAGAAGGAAGACAUGUUAUAGAAGAACUUUGAGGAAUAUCUUGAACAACAUGGAUGAAAACUUGACAUUUGACUCUGAGAGGAGUAGUGUUAUAAUCGUAGACAAGUUUUAUAGAGUGAAGAAAGCUUUUAAACGUGAAGUGGAAGCCUUGAGUCGCACUAGAGUACUCUCUUUGAACUUCAAUAGACCUGAAGAAUCUGCGAAAGCAGCUAAUAAAGUGCUGGAAGAACAAAUAGGCAAGCAUUUCGAAGAGUUAGUGUUACCUGAAGAUUUUACAGACAGCAGACUUCUAAUGACUGAUGCUGCGUAUUUCAAAAGUGCUUGGAGGCAUCCUUUUAACUACGCGCACACAAAACUAGCGGAAUUUUACUCCAACAACGGAAUAGAAGUUGCAGGGAAAGUGAACAUGAUGCACCAAAUAGGAUACUUUAACUAUGCUGAAAUUCCGUUAAUAAACGCUAGAGUUUUGGAGCUGCCGUGUACAGACGAGAGGAUAUCAAUGCUCAUAUAUUUGCCUUUAAAAGACAACAUCCUAGAUCUAUUUUACUUGAUGCAAGAGACGACAUUGUCUGGAAUUCUGAACCAAUUGAAAAUCGAGGGCGAAAUUCCAGUUAACAUAUCUCUGCCAAGAUUUGAAAUAGUGAGUGAAAUGUCCAAUAUACGAGAGCUACUUUACGAUAUGGGGAUUACGAAAAUUUUCUAUCCGAAUAGUGUUCAGUUGAGAGGGAUAAGUGACUAUUCACUGGACGUCUCCCUCAUGACUCAGGUAGUAGCCAUAGAAGUGACAGAGAAAGAUGUUUCAGCCAGCUCGGGACCCGAGAAUGUUAUAGAAGAUCUUCCUUUAGACUUUAAUGCCAACAGACCAUUUGGUUUUACUCUCGUCGAUAAGCAGACUGAAAUAAUUUUAUUUGCUGGAGUAUAUUCUGAACCUUCUGUGUAUUGAUAUUAGUAAGUUUCAGUCAUUAAAUUAUUAUGUAGGUACUAAAUUGGUACUUAUUAUAUCAUCUUGUACAGUU
This is a messenger RNA of Pectinophora gossypiella (pink bollworm), 3328 nucleotides long. RefSeq lists its product as uncharacterized. The transcript is spliced from 2 exons. Lineage: Eukaryota; Metazoa; Arthropoda; Insecta; Lepidoptera; Gelechiidae. Gene Ontology annotation, molecular function: serine-type endopeptidase inhibitor activity. The record is from RefSeq and is a predicted model, not a curated record. The coding region runs from base 43 to 3255 and encodes 1070 amino acids.